UUCUUAAAGAUGAAUUCACUAAAUUAUUAAGAUUAUAAAGGAUAAAAGCAGAGAUAUAUCGUAACACCAACUUACCAUGGUUGCAGUUUACCGGAAAAGGAAGUUUGAUUGUUCACGUGACUUAAAGAUGGAUACCACAGCAGAAGACACGAAUGGAGAAGAGGGUCUUGGAAAUUUUGAUGUGGUCCCCAAUCUUGGAGUUUUAGACCUUACUUCAGAAGAUUUCCUCCUGGAUGAAGUUGAUUUUCAUAUACAACAAAAUCUGGAAGAUGAUAUUGUAAAAGAAGCUUUGAAAACUGGUGUUGAUCUCAGACAAUAUUCCAAGCAAAUAGAGAAAGAAUUAUUAGAGGUUGAAAAUGCUUCUAUACAGGGAUAUAUUAAAGAGAGCCAAAAUAUUGCCAGUCUUCACAAACAGAUAGCAGCAUGUGAUACCAUCCUAGAGAGGAUGGAACAAAUGUUAAAUGGUUUCCAGGCUGAUUUAAGUAGUAUCAGUAAUGAAAUUCAAACAUUACAAGAACAGUCGAUUGCCAUGAACAUCAAACUCAAGAAUAGACAGGCUGUGCGGGGAGAACUGAGUCAGUUUGUUGACGAAAUGGUAAUUCCUGAGAGUAUGGUGUCACAUAUCGUGGAUACCCCAGUGACUGAGCGAGAAUUUAUGGAACAACUGAAUGAAUUGAAUCAUAAAAUAAAUUUUGUCAAGGAACAGUCGUUUAAAGAGGCUCGCUCUUGCCAGGAUGUCCGUGAUAUUCUUGAAAAACUCAAGACUAAGGCUUUAAGCAAAAUACGGGAAUACCUUCUUCAGAAGAUUUACUCAUUUAGGAAACCGAUGACAAAUUACCAAGUACCCCAAAACACUAUGCUUAAAUUCAGGUUCUUCAAUGAAUUCCUCAUGAGCCAUGAAAGACAAGUAGCCAAAGAAAUUCGUGAUGAAUAUGUGGACACUAUGAGCAAAGUUUAUUAUUCUUAUUUUAAAGGAUACACAAGUCGACUCAUGAAACUUCAGUAUGAAGAGCUUGCAGACAAAGAUGACUUGAUGGGAAUUGAAGAUACAGCAAAGAAAGGGUUUUUCUCUUCAAAGCCUUCUUUAAAGAACAGAUCCACAGUGUUCACUGUAGGAGAUAGAGGGGAAGUACUAACUACUCAGCUUGAAGCUCCUGUUAUUGUCCCACAUGCUGCUCAGAAAAAUGAAACCCGGUAUACAUUUGAAAAGCUGUUUCGCAGUCAGCACUACACUUUGAUGGAUAAUUGUUGUCGAGAAUAUUUGUUCAUUGUGGACUUCUUCAUGGUAUCAGUUGGAAGUACAGCAGCUCAGGAACUUUUCAAUAGCAUCAUGGGGAAAACACUAUCAAUGUUUUUGAAACAUAUGGAAGUUUACACAAAUGAUUGCUUUGAUUCUAUUGCCAUCUUUCUCUGCAUUCAUAUCAUUAAUCGUUAUCGUACCAUCAUGCUUAAACGCAAUGUACCUGCUCUGGAGAGGUACUGGCAAACACUUCAGGACAUAAUGUGGCCAAGAUUCCAAUAUAUACUUGAACUAAAUAUUCAUAGCGUUAAAGAAUGUGAUCCCCAGAAACUUGGACAAAUUGAUAUCCGGCCCCAUUAUAUCACACGUCGGUAUGCUGAAUUUUCAGCUGCCAUCGUGGGCAUCAACCAGUCAUAUCCCGAUGAAAAGGUGCAUCAGCUGUUAGGUCAGCUUCAAAUUGAAGUAGAAAACUUUGUCCUGAAAAUGGCAGCUGAAUUUCCUCAGCGUAAGGAGCAGCUUGUAUUCCUCAUCAACAACUACGACAUGAUGCUCAACGUUAUUAUGGAACGUACAGAGGAUUCAAAAGAAUGUGAAAGUUUCCAAGAGUUGCUCUCUGCUCGAACACAAGAGUUCAUUGAAGAAGUUCUUGCACCUCAUUUUGGUGGUAUGGUUAGUUUUGUAAAAGAAUGUGAAGUGAUAAUUGAAAAAGGAAACUUAGAUGCCUUGAAGAAUGAAGAAAGACGAGUCCAGCAGAUUGUUCGUGGGUUUAAUUCUGAUUGGAAGAAAGCAAUUGAGAUUAUAAACCAAGAUGUGAUGCGUUCUUUCACCAACUUUAAAAAUGGUACUCAAAUAUUGCAGGGUGCUCUCACACAGCUGGUUCAAUAUUAUCAUCGUUUCCAGAAGGUUUUAAGCCAAGGCCCACUGCGUAAUUUACAGAUCCGCAAUGAACUUAUCAAUAUUCAUCAUGUUAUGGUUGAAGUAAAGAAGCACAAGCCAACAUUCUAAUGACAUUCCACUGGUGUUAUCAUUAUCAUCAUCGUCGUUAUUAUUAAUAUUAUUCCAUAUUUGACAAGAAGACAUAGAACAAUAUUGUUUGGUAUACUGGUUCAGUAUAGAAACCUGUCUGCUGGCUUUGUACCAGAUAUAUUAUUAUCAUUGGAAUAAAAGCUGUUUACUUGUUGUAAUUACCCAAUACCUAAAGGACGUUGCCCACACUGAUACACUGUUUGUACACACACAUGUAUGAUGCAGGCACACUAUUCUCUUAAAUCUUCAGUUGUUUCCUUUAUUUCUUUUCUAAUAAGUUUAUUCUAAUUUUGCUAUUUUCUAGCUUGGGUUUUUAUCUUUUUUCAGUUGAGGGUAAAUCAAACAUGCAUCAGUCAUUAACUGGCCAUAUAUAUAUAUAUAUGGAGUAACUUUACAUUAAGGAGUGGAACGUACAGUUUCCUCUAAAUCAGGCUCCAUCACAGUUCCAGCAGAUGAAAUGGAAAAGGUGUUGCUCCGAAGGAUGGUGAAGGAACAACGACUCACAGGGUUCUUACUUGUGAACAGCCAUCUCUGCCCUGAUAGUGGUGGACAGGGAUAUAGCCUGGUGGCUAAGAAUGCCAUCCAAUUGAAAAUUAAUAGGUUUUUGUUACAUUCUUUCCUGUUGGAAUUAACAGAAUUAUAUAUUGUUUCUCUCUAUAGCUCUCCCUCCCUAUGCCCAUAACCAGCCCUUAAAAUGGACUGGGAUGUAAAUUUAAGACAGUUACCAAAAAUAAACUAUUUCCAUCUUUUUAAUAUCUUCAUGAAUACAUAUAUGCUUUUAGAAAGUACACCUCUACAAACACUGACAAUAAUAAUAAUAAUAAUAAUAAUAAUUAUGAUGAUAAUUUCUAAUUUAGCCACAAGACCAGCAAUAUGAGGAAAGAGUUUACCAAUUAAAUCAACAAAAGUUGGUUGAAGGUACUGGCAACUUGGGUGAUCACCCAGACCUAGGCAACCACCCAAGUGCUUGGGAGCACCACAUCUUCAGUUUUGGAUUUUUGAAAUAAAAGAGAUAAAAUGAAUAUAAUAAACUAAA
Molecule: messenger RNA, 3302 nt
Organism: Octopus bimaculoides (California two-spot octopus)
Lineage: Eukaryota; Metazoa; Mollusca; Cephalopoda; Octopoda; Octopodidae
Product: vacuolar protein sorting-associated protein 52 homolog
Biological process (GO): Golgi to vacuole transport; retrograde transport, endosome to Golgi; lysosomal transport
Cellular component (GO): GARP complex
Molecular function (GO): syntaxin binding
Source: RefSeq, a predicted model, not a curated record